This is a messenger RNA of Cyclocybe aegerita, 1458 nucleotides long. Lineage: Eukaryota; Fungi; Basidiomycota; Agaricomycetes; Agaricales; Hemipholiotaceae. The record is from the annotation of a GenBank genome assembly.
AUGGCCCGAGAUGCUACUCAUCUGGAAUCACUAGAAACCGAAGCUGAGCCCCUGCUCACCCCGCCCAACGUCGAAGAGGGCUUCGUGGAGAACAGGGAGGAACUCGAGCGUUCGUUGAUACGGAAGCUGGACCGUCGAAUGUCCAUUCUCGUUCUCAUUUACAUCCUCAACUAUAUCGACCGGAAUAAUGCCUCUGCUGCGCGCCUGCGAGGAUUUGAGGAGGAUUUACACCUGGAGGGCAAUCAGUUUGCAACGGUGCUGUCGGUGCUGUACAUUGGGUACAUCAUGAUGCAAAUACCUUCGAAUAUGUUCUUGAACUACUUUGGAAAGCCUUCCGUGUAUCUUCCCGCGUGUAUGGUCAUCUGGGGCGGACUUUCUGUUUGCACAGGCUUUACGACAACAUAUUUUGGUGCCCUGUGGAUACGCUUCUUUUUGGGGUUUGUGGAGGCUGCCUUCUUCCCUGGUGCGCUUUUCCUAAUCUCGAAAUGGUAUACUCGCCACGAGCUCUCUCAACGGACGGCGCUUCUGACCUCUGGCAAUCUCUUGAGCAAUGCGUUUGGCUCCCUGAUUGCGUCUGGGAUAUUGGAUGGCAUGGAUGGCGUGCUCGGUUUUACAGGCUGGAGGUGGCUUUUUUUCGUCGAAGGAACAGUCACGAUUCUUGUCGCUAUCUGGUCUAUGACCAUCCUCCCGGAUUUCCCAGAAACGUCGUCCGGUUGGCUUACUCCAGCCGAGAAAUCUUUAGCUAUCCGGCGUAUGGCUGAAGACGUUGGUCACCGCGAAGACAUCCCAGAGCAGAGCAUGAAGGGCUCUCUAGGCCGAUGGCCUGGCCUUUAUCUUGCUGUAACAGAUUUGAAAGUGUGGUGGUUAGCUAUAGCUCUCCUAUUCAUGUGCGUAUCACUAUCGUUCCACGCGUACUUUCCGACACUUUCGGCCACGAUGGGAUAUGGAACGACUGUUUCACUUCUUCUAUGUGCACCUCCUUGGUUAUUUGCGACCGCUGCUGCUCUCGCCCUCUCAAGGGAUUCGGACAUGGUGGGAGAACGAAGCAAACACAUUACCUUUUCUCUAUCCAUUGGAAUCGUUGGGUUUGUGAUGGCGAUGUCGACCAUGAACACUGGCGUUAGAUAUGUCUCGUUGUUCCUUAUGGCGCAAACCUACGCGGGCUUCAUUUGCUUCUUGGCCUGGGCCAGUGGCUCUGUAUCUGACACUCCCGCGAAGCGUGCCGUGGCUCUAGCCCUCAUUAACUGUGUUUCUCAGCUUGGGAACGUCAUAGGCUCUUACGUUUGGCCAAAAUCCUGGGGUCCCACGUACAACAUGUCAUACACUAUCUGCGUCCUCAUGAGCUCACUCAGCAUCACGCUCACGAUGGCAUUCCGGGUCUACCUCUCCUGGCUAAACCAUAAUGCCGACAAAUUAGAGGGAGAAGAAGGACGUAUAAGGUACCGCUACAUGCUAUGA